Hyla sarda is the source of this 3628-nucleotide messenger RNA. It is a transcript of the gene TTC39A, whose product is annotated as tetratricopeptide repeat domain 39A. Gene Ontology annotation, molecular function: protein binding. Bases 268 to 1956 code for a protein of 562 amino acids. Lineage: Eukaryota; Metazoa; Chordata; Amphibia; Anura; Hylidae. The record is from RefSeq and is a predicted model, not a curated record. The transcript has 18 exons.
UCAUCUGAUCGGAGUCCCUGCUCUUUCGCUGCAUGCUGUCGCCAAGGAGCUUGCAAUCUAUGUGCAGGAUAUAAGUGGCACAAGGCUGACGUCUAGAAGGCUGGCUGCAGACUGUGUGUCAAGGUGGCUCCCAAUCAGAGAGCUGUGAGAGGGCAGAGCCAGCCCUGCCCAAACCCUGUGUGUGACAGUCACUCAGUCCCUGCUGCUGUGGAUGUGUCUAUCCUCUGCACUCAUCUAGGAAGAUUGUGCUCAGUGCCAGGCGGCAGCAUGUCCAGGGAUACAGGUGGAGGGCAGCCGAACUGUGACUUGAAGAGCUCUCUUGUAGAAUGUAUGACUGCGUUGGAUAUGUUCUUGGAAAACGAUUUCCAGGGGGCCCUCACCUACCUCCAGACCAAGUCCAAGGAGAGUAUGUACCAUUCCCUUACAUAUGCCACCAUGCUGGAAAUGCAAGCCAUGAUGACAUUUGACCCUCAGGACAUAGUGAAUGCUGGGAACACCAUGAAGGAGGCUCAGGCAGUGUGUCAGAGGUAUAGGAAGAAAUCCACGGUCGCAGACUCCUUCAACAAUUUAGUCCAUGGCCAAAGUCUCGAUCAGUUCACAGAAGAGGAGAUCCACGCGGAGGUGUGUUAUGCAGAAUGUCUUCUCCAAAGAGCGGCCCUCACGUUCCUGCAGGAUGAAAACAUGGUCAGCUUCAUCAAGGGUGGAAUCAAGGUCAGGAACAGCUAUCAGACAUACAAGGAGCUUGAUACUUUGCAGAAAUGUGCAAACUACGUGAAAGGAGAAAGUCACUGUCACUUUGAAGGUGGAGUGAAGCUGGGUGUUGGAGCAUUUAAUUUGACAUUAUCAAUGUUACCUACCAGGAUAUUGCGGCUUUUAGAAUUCGUAGGAUUCUCUGGUAACAAGGAUUAUGGACUGACGCAGCUCCAGGAGGGGGCAGCAGACCACAGUUUUCGGGCCUUGCUUUGCACCUUGCUCCUUCUGUGCUAUCACACGUUCUUGAGCUUUGUGCUGGGCACCGGCAAAGGAAACAUUGAAGAAGCAGAAAAAUUGCUACAGCCAUAUUUAAAACGCUACCCCAAGGGGGCCAUAUUUCUGUUCUUUGCUGGAAGAAUUGAAGAAAUUAAAGGCAAUAUUGACAAGGCUAUAAAGAAGUUUGAAGAAUGCUGUGAAGCUCAACAGAACUGGAAGCAGUUCCACCACAUGUGUUAUUGGCAGCUGAUGUGGUGCUUCACCUACAAGCAGCAGUGGAAGAUGGCAUAUUUUUAUGCUGACCUCCUAAGCAAGGAAAGCUCCUGGUCAAAGGCUACAUAUAUGUACAUGAAAGCUGCUUAUCUCAGCAUGUUUGAAGAAGAAGACACAAAGCCGUUUGGAGAGGAUGAAGUUAAACUGUUUAGACAGGUGCCAAGCUUAAAAGUCAAAAUAGCCGGGAAAUCUCUUCCAACUGAGAAAUUUGCUAUAAGAAAGUCUCGGAGAUAUCAAGCUCAGAAUUCUGUGCCUUUACCUGUCCCACCAUUGGAAAUGAUGUACAUCUGGAAUGGAUACGCUAUCAUUGGAAAGCAGAGGAAUCUUACAGAAAAGAUGUUAGAAACAUUAAACAAAGCAGAGGAACAUCUAGAAGGAGCUACAGAGACUGAUGUCCUGAUCAAUGAAGAUCAGUGUCUGGUGAAACUACUAAAAGGGCUGUGCUUGAAGUAUCUGGACAGGAUGGAGGAGGCUGAGGAGUGCUUCCAAUACAUUCCUAACAAUGUAAAGAAGAUUAAGUAUGAUGAAUAUCUGGUACCCAAUGCACUGCUGGAGCUGGCUCUAUUGUAUCUGCAAAUAGACAGAAGGGACGAAGCCAUUAAACUACUUGAAAAUGCAAAACAUAACUACAAGAAUUAUUCCAUGGAGUCUCGAACGCAUUUCCGAAUUCAGGACGCCUUACUACAAGCCAGAUCUAUUCCCAACGGCUGCUGACGAAUGUCUCCUAUUAUUAUCUUCCUAGUAUUUAUUUUUCAAGAACUACUGUUUCCCGCACGGAUGGAUGAAGUGAGAGGACGCCGGUUGGGUCGCACGCCGGAUGCUAUAAAUUAUUUGUCCAAUGGUGAUUUCCACGGGGUUUGCUGUAGCCGGGAUCCUAUAGGGCGGCUGCUCCUCCCCUGCUUUUCUCCUAUGUUUUAUUUAAAUUCAUGACGUAGCAUCACUGAGGAAUGAGAGCGGUUUCAAUCAUCAUCAAUCAGGGUAUUGCAAAUUUAUUUAUACUGUUUCCACAUUGCAUAGAGAAUGUUUACAUGUAGCAAUGUUCCUGUGAAAAAAAUGAAAUCAAUUUUCCUAAAUAUAAAUUUUACUAAAUGCAAACCUUUUACUGGGAUUUCCAGCUCAGAGCCGGGCAGGGUCAUUCUAGAGUUCUGCCACAAGAUGGCGCUCACAAAUCCUGGCAGAGUAGAGCUUGGCCUUUGUCCAGCUGGUCACUUUUCCUUUGUUUUUCUGGCUGAAGCAGUGUGAUACUUGUGGUUUUGCUCUAUACGACUAUAAGGAUAGAAAAUCUCACAGCUCUUUGGGGGUUCACACUGUCGGGACCCCCUCUGACCCUCAGAACGGAGAAUCUUAGAUAGAAAUUAACUAUACUGCGCCAUUCCCCACCUCCAGCUGAGCAGGACAUUACAAUAAACUGUCCUUGUGAUGGGCAGAGGUCAGGCCCCCGGCAAUCAUAAUCUUAUAGUAUAUCCUAAUGUACCCCUUAAAGGAAAACACUCACCAGUUCACCCACACUAAACCCAAUACGCCAGGUUAUAGUGAACGGGAGACCGAUGCGGGCUCUCUGACUAAUAUAUGUGUGGUGAGCCACCGUGUGCGAUGUGAGGUGUAUGGGGCAGAUGUUGUAGCCCAGGGGCAGAUGGUAUUAACCCCUAAAUGUUCAUGAUGCCAGGGCGUGGUUUGCCUAUGCAACCACCCGAAGGUAGUUCCGCUAGUCUUAGUUAGGCAGGGCAAAUAAGAGUCCAAGGCUAGGUCAGGGUUAACGGUAGCCUUAACUGAGGUAGACAGAUGUAAAUAGUCUUUAUAGCUAGGCCAGGAUCCCAGGGAGGUGACCGGUAACACAGGGGAUCUCGCAGCUUGCUGGGACUUGCAGUGACUUUGACAGACGUUGGGACAGCCUUGCUGACUAUAAUGGACUUGACUUGACUGAAGAUAGUGACAGCAGACAGAGAUGACUUGACUUACGGCUAUAAUUUAGGCUUGAGGCCUCCAGAUGUGCUGGACACCGGCUCUGGGACGUCUGGACUGAACUUGACCUCAGCAGAGAAUGAAUCACAAGAGAGAGAUUGUAGUAACCCACCCCCCCCCCCCCCCUCUUAUAAAGGGGUGCUGAGCAAGGAGCCCAUAGGACAACUGCGGGUCACCUGGUUAGCUGGUGCUCUCUGGGUAACAAAACAUGUAACUUGAACAUGUGACAACAGUAUCAUGUGAUCAACUCAAAGGUCCUUUAUACAUAAUACAUAUAACACUAUGGGGGAGAUGCUGCAGGAGGGCCCCUAGGGCACAGAGGGACUCAACCUGACAGGGACUAAGUACUGUACGGGACUAUAUAUCGUACUGGGACAUCACAUAUGUACCUGCAGGCCGGCUCCCAGUCCCUCUGAAGAUCCUC